Brachypodium distachyon (stiff brome) is the source of this 2050-nucleotide messenger RNA. RefSeq names its product UDP-glycosyltransferase 76B1. Bases 449 to 1888 code for a protein of 479 amino acids. The transcript is spliced from 2 exons. NCBI's taxonomy places the organism in Eukaryota, Viridiplantae, Streptophyta, Magnoliopsida, Poales, Poaceae. Gene Ontology annotation, molecular function: UDP-glycosyltransferase activity. The record is from RefSeq and is a predicted model, not a curated record.
GUUCAUCAAGCCCCUGCAACAUGUCCAUCAACAUGAUCCCCAUCUUUUUAUUGCUCUCCCGCUCGGUUCUCUUCUUCAGGUUUCAGUUGAUCCAUAAGACUCGGCAGCAUUCACCGGCAACAAUGCAAAUGCUUCUUGAGCGCUGAACAAGGCCCCGUGGAGCUCCUGAAUGGAGAAGGCAUGCAAAGGCAAAUGCUUCUUGAAUGGCAAAGGAAAGUGCUUCUUGAAAUGCCGAACAAAGGCUUGUGGGUGGGUACCGCUGCCGUGCUGUGGCUUCAUUUCCACCACUCAAAUACUCAAUCUUCUGACAAAGUAGGCGAACAAGUCAAGGUCCGUCGCCCGCAACGACGUUGGUGUAUUGCCCGUCCAACGGAUAUCUUGCAACGUUAGUCCUCCAGCCGCCAGAUAGCCACUAGAAUCAAUCAAGCAACUCGAUCGCCCGUCCACCAUGGCUGUCGUCGUCGACGACGACGGGCUCACCCGCGGCGGCGGUCGCCGGCGCAUCGUGCUGUUCCCGCUGCCGUUCCAGGGCCACAUCAGCCCGAUGCUGCAGCUGGCCGACGUGCUCCACCGCCGCGGCCAUCUCGCGGUCACCGUCCUCCACACGGCCCGCAACGCGCCGGACCCGGCCGCCCGCCCGGACGGAUUCGACUUCGUGCCCGUGCCCGACGGCAUGCCGGCCGCCGUGGCCGCGUCCGACGACCCCCUGGAGAAGAUCCUCGCCAUGAACGCCGCCAUGGACACCUCCGGGUGCGUCCGCGACGCGCUCGCUUCGAUUCUCCUCUCCGCAACAGAGGAGCAGCAGCCUGUGUCGUGCCUUAUCAUGGACACGGCCCUCCCCGCGGCGCAGAAGGCGGCGGCGGCGCUGGGCCUGCCGACCGUCGUGCUGCACACCGUCAGCGCCGCCUCCACCCGCCUCUACAGGUCCUACGCCAUGCUCCACGACAAAGGCUACCUGCCCGCCCAAGAGCAGGAGCUUAACCGGCCGGUGAAGGAGCUGCCGCCGCUGCGGGUGUCGGACCUGUUCGACCCGAGCAAACACCCCGACCAAGAAUCGGCGAACAAGAUCCUGGACGGGAACUUCAGAACCACAUCGAACUCCGCGGGGGUCGUGAUCAACACGUUCGAGGCCCUGGAAACCCCGGAGCUGGCGGCGCUGCGAGCCGAGCUCGGCAGUACAGGCACUAGCACAAAAGUCUUCGCCAUCGGCCCGCUGCACGAGCUCUCCGCCAUCGACGCCGCGGCGAGCAGCCUGCAGGAGCAGGACGGGAGCUGCAUCUCCUGGCUAGACACCCAGGCGCCCGGGUCCGUGCUCUACGCGAGCUUGGGGAGCGUGAUCCCCGUGCAGAAGGACGAGUUCGCGGAGGUCGCGUGGGGGCUGGCGGGCAGCGGGGUGCCGUUCCUGUGGGUGGUCCGGCGAGGCCUCGUGGCCGGCGGCGGCGAAUCAGAUCCGGAUCUGCCCGACGGGUUCGAGCGCGCCGUGGAGGGGAGAGGGAAGGUGGUCCGGUGGGCGCCGCAGCGGGAGGCGCUGGCGCACGGGGCCGUGGGCGGGUUCUGGACGCACAGCGGCUGGAACUCGACGCUGGAGAGCGUCCAUGAGGGCGUGCCGAUGCUUUGCAGGCCGCUGUUCGGAGACCAGCCGGUGAACGCGAGGUACGUGGGGGAGGCAUGGAAGAAUGGGGUUCUGCUGAUGGAGGGCGAGAAGAAGCUUGAGAGGGGCAAGAUUGCGCAGGCGAUUAGGGCGUUCAUGGAUCCCGGGGAGAAGGGAGAUGAGAUGAGGGAGAGGGCGGAGGAGCUGAGGAGACAGUCGGCGGCGUGCUUGGAACCCGGCGGAGGGUCGACUUGCCGGGCUGUGGAUGAAUUGGUUGACCACAUACUGUCUCUUUGAACUUCUUUUUCUGUACUUCUCUGAACCUCGUACGAACAGAAGGAACUUGUUUUCUCUGAAGAAAUCUGUGUCUGUCUGUAACUUGGCAACCGUGUAUAUGUGGGUAUUUUGUGCACGUUUUUUUCUUUGAGAAAAAACAAAACAUCGUAUCUUAGCAGCUCA